Molecule: messenger RNA, 501 nt
Organism: Anisakis simplex (herring worm)
Lineage: Eukaryota; Metazoa; Nematoda; Chromadorea; Rhabditida; Anisakidae
Source: the annotation of a GenBank genome assembly
AUGAACUUAACGGAUUGGUCAGAAUUGGGAAUUCAGGUAUGCAAUGCGGCAUCGUUCGUGAUUGGACCAUCACCGAUACUCGAAGCAAUGUAUCGUGCGAAUGUGAGCGCUUUGGACCCGUUUCACGAUGAACCAUACGAUGCGGAUAAAUACAACGAGAAGAUGCUGAAUGUGCAUGCAAGCGAUUAUUCGGGUUUCGGUUGUGAGAUAACCAUCAGUGAGACGGACAAAACGUGGGCAACCGCGAAAUGCUUCAACGGCAUUCUGGAUGUUCGAAAUUGUCUUGUGCUUGCCGAUGAUUGUGUUUCACCGGCGCUUGUUCAGGUGGAACGAGUUCCUUUUAGUGUACUCGAGAGAGAGGGAAGAUUCUUCUACGUAUGCGGUAGUUGUGGUAAGAUAUAUUGGGAUGGAUGUCACAUCGUCAAUUAUAGUAACUUCGCUGAAUCACUUUUCGAUACAAGAGUGAAUGAGGGUGAAAAUGAAACACGUGUUCUUUCGUGA